CAAACUUGUGCUUUGUCAAAAUUUGACAAAGCAAAAGUUUGUUAACAUUUUAUGAAAGCCGAUGGAGGACAGCUGGGACUUCCUGCUGCCCUGGUGUCAUCAAGUCUCCCACCGUCUGCGGUAUGUGAAGGGCGCACUAGAGGAUGCGCCCGGGCAGCGUUUCCGUGGAAUUGAAGUGGAACUGCCAAGUUUCCAGCCUUGGAGCGACGAUGAGGAAGUGGUGGAUGGGAAAACUCUGUGUCAAGACUUACGAGAGGCGCUGGGGCUGUUAGCAGCAGUUGCGCACGUUGACAAUGCCGCGUACAAGAAAUUGCUAGUGGAGAGUGGAAAAUUGAAAGUGAGUAAGCAAGAGGAGCAAUUCGAGGGGGAGGUCAUGCCUCGAUUUCAGUUGGCACUGGUUGGCAACGAAGUCGACAGUGAUGGAGAACUCUUGAAAGGAAUACUGGAAUUUUGUGGAACGGAGCAAUAUUCCACUCAAAGUGCAGAAUACAAGCGAACUCUGGUUAAAAUUGCAGCUAGGAGCGGUAAGAAGUUGUGCAUUGGAUCGACGGAAAUUGAGGUUCCGGUUACUGUCCAGUUGGGACCGUGGCUUACGCCGAGCAGUCAAGAGAUGGUAGCGUAUCUUCGAAAGGUGCAGGAGACAAUUAGAACCAUUCGGGCACAGUGGCAGCAGUAUUGUGUUCGAGAGCACCCUCGCCUUAGUGUUGUGUUUGUGCUGGAAUCCAUUAUGGUAGACGUGCGAGACAUUAACAUCAGCGGUGAAUUGGCGGAGCUGGUAGAGAAUCUCGCUCACGAUGGUAUUAGGAUAUCUGGAUUGGCGUUGAGGCAGGAACUUGACUACCAGCUUACGUCGAAUGAAAACUUAGAGAAAGCUCGGGAAACAGUAGGGAAGCUGGUGUUUGGAUUGUUUGGAGGUACGAAGAAGACGGCUUUUGAAAGUGGAGAAUUUGACUUUGAGGCGACUAGUAUCACUGGGCCUCUUGCAGUUGAGUAUGGACACGGCGACCAGCUCGCUCUUGCUUCUGUGCAUUUUGACUGCGAGCCCAUGCAGCAGUGGGUCUUUGAACGGAUGUGCUCAGCUGUCGCGGUAAGCCAGACUACCAAGCAUCUUUCAGUGGGAUUGGAGCUGAACGAUGGAGACAGUGAUGAUGACGGUGAUUGGGCGCUUGGUCGCUGGAGGUGGCAGUGGAUUAUCUUUGCUUGCUUUUCGGAGAAAGCCCGGCUCCAUUCACGACUUGAAAGCCUCACUCUUCACACUGCAGCGAUCACUAACAAAGCUGUGGAGGCUAUGGCUGCAGUACUGGCGUCUGAUGCUCCAGAAGAAGAUCUGCUCGGCUUGCCAAGGCAUUUAAAUGAUGCGUCAAUCGAUAUUUGCAUUAAGGCUGGAUCAACGAUACAGUUGCUGUCGAUGUCCCCAUAUGAAGAGCUCAAUACGAUCCAUUCGUUUAAGUUGGAAAGGGAGAUUUCGGGAGUGAGGCUACUAGGUGAAGUCGAUGAACGUGGCUGGGUAAUUGUCUUGAUUCCCGGGUUCGGAAGAUGCCAGGUGCGGCGCAAAACCUUAAUCUUCAGAGAACUCACGCUUAAACCCAACGGAUUGGCUGGCGUUACAACGCUUACGAUCGAGUUCGGUGGAGAUCCCGACCCAGAAGUCCUGCAAGGUCUGCUGUUACUUGUUGGUGCCUCGCUCACACAUUUAACACUCGAGUUUGAGAGCUUCAAUACUAGCGAGCUGGAAGGAAUCGUAGCAAGUUGUCCGAAUCUCGUCGAACUGGCUGUGUGCACUCAUACUAUCGAGAUGCGCUUUAGCCUCCGCGACAGCAACUACCGGGACUUGUCGCUUGACCCCUCUUCACAUUUUACGUUUACAUCGGAUAUCAUAGGGAUCGCUGAAGCGCUUUGCGACUCUGAGAAUCCACUUGCAAAAUGUACACGACGUCUGCGCGUUCGAAUGGAUCAGAGAGCAUUUUAUCAUCCGUACGACGAGUGCUAUGCUGCUUUGUUGACGAUGCUGGAGUUGAAUCGCACACUGGAGUAUCUGGACGUUGUUGUGCAGCGUCCUCACAUGAUGUACUAUAACAAGCUGAAGUCGUACCACCUCAAGUCUCUCCCUGUGACGCAUUCCGCUCUCUCGAUGAAAUGUAAGGCUGCGUUCUUGAGUGUCAUGGGUACCAGACGUAGUGAACGCCGUGAUACCAAAAAGAGGAGACAACUACCCCUGCCUGUACUUGACCAGCACGUGCUUGUUGGCAUCUUCGAAUACGCAGCAGCACAUAUAACUCGUCGAGUUUACUUCCGAGAGUAUGAUUUCUUCGAGACUGGACGCUUUUUCGUACCAAUCUGACUCACAUGAUUAGAUAUCUGAGGGAAUGAAGCGUUUACGUGUUGCGUCACGCCCUAGGUGAUUACUUCUGAAGUACCUGCCUCCGUCAACGAUGUGCAUGAGAAAAAAAAAAACUGUUUCACAGCACAUACAACUAUGAAGGUGUUAAAAUAAAAGAAUGUGUUGUUGUGUUGCGAGUUCAACAAUCUGCAAACGUUUUCGGAUCCCGUGAUACCUCGAAGUACAUGUAGGAUCCCCAAGAAAAGCAAAUGCAUUUUAGCUAAAUACAGCACUACUAGUAGUUUUAUUAAAAAAAAUACGAGUAGUUUUGAGGUA
Molecule: messenger RNA, 2656 nt
Organism: Phytophthora nicotianae INRA-310
Lineage: Eukaryota; Oomycota; Peronosporomycetes; Peronosporales; Peronosporaceae
Exons: 1
Coding region: 62-2341 (759 amino acids)
Source: RefSeq, a predicted model, not a curated record